This is a messenger RNA of Eremothecium sinecaudum, 1104 nucleotides long. It is a transcript of the gene HEM12, whose product is annotated as uroporphyrinogen decarboxylase HEM12. The transcript has a single exon. Gene Ontology annotation, molecular function: uroporphyrinogen decarboxylase activity. The coding region runs from base 1 to 1104 and encodes 367 amino acids. Gene Ontology annotation, biological process: heme biosynthetic process. The record is from RefSeq and is a predicted model, not a curated record. NCBI's taxonomy places the organism in Eukaryota, Fungi, Ascomycota, Saccharomycetes, Saccharomycetales, Saccharomycetaceae. Gene Ontology annotation, cellular component: cytosol.
AUGCAAGAAAUUGAUCGCACCCGUUUUGCGCCGCUUAAGAAUGAUCUAAUUCUUAGGGCUUCGAGAGGAGAGACAGUGGAAAGACCUCCAUGUUGGAUUAUGAGGCAAGCAGGACGUUAUUUACCGGAAUAUCAUAAGGUGAAGGCUGGAAGAGACUUCUUUGAGACAUGCCAUGACGCAGAAACUGCCUCUGAGAUCACCAUUCAACCUGUUAGACGUUAUGCAGGCCUUCUUGAUGCAGCUAUUAUUUUCUCUGAUAUUCUAGUUAUCCCGCAGGCGAUGGGUAUGAGGGUUGAAAUGUUAGAGGGGAAGGGUCCACAUUUUCCUGAGCCUCUGCGUAGUAUUGACCAAUUGGACAAUGUUUUGAACUAUGAAGUCAACGUGCUAAAGGAGUUGGAGUGGGCUUUUAAGGCCAUCACAAUGACGAGAAUUAAAUUAGAAGGUCAAGUUCCACUCUUUGGUUUCUGUGGUGGACCAUGGACGCUAUUGGUAUAUAUGACAGAAGGUGGUGGAUCUAGACUUUUCAAUCACGCCAAGCGCUGGAUUAAUUUGUAUCCCGUGCAGUCUCACAAACUGUUGCAGAAGAUUACCGACGUUGCAGUUGAGUUCUUAUCUCAACAAGUAGUAGCUGGAUGUCAGAUCCUGCAAGUAUUUGAAAGUUGGGGAAGCGAAUUAAGUUCAGCAGAUUUCGACGAAUUUUCUCUUCCAUACUUGAAGCAGAUUGCUGCUAGGGUUCCAGAGAGAUUAAAGGAACUUGGUAUUACAGAGGACGUUCCAAUGACUGUUUUUGCAAAAGGUUCAUGGUAUGCUCUCGACAAAUUAUGCAGUGCUGGCUACAAUACAGUUUCAUUGGACUGGCUUUGGGAUCCAGCUAAGGCAGUCAGAAUCAAUAAUGGAAGAGUUAACCUUCAAGGUAACUUAGAUCCAGGCGUCAUGUAUGGUACCAAAGAAAACCUGACUAGAAAGGUCGAGGCUAUGAUAAAAGGCUUCGGUGGUGGUAAAAAGCACUACAUAGUUAAUUUAGGCCAUGGUACACACCCAGGUAUGGACCCUGACAUGAUCAGAUUCUUUCUUGAAGAAUGCCAUAGAAUUGGGAGUAUGUGA